CAACUACUUAACUAGUCAAUGAGAUUUGGGAGAAUGUGAGACUGAUGAAAAUGUGGUGCUUGUUGGCAUGUGUAGUUGGAAUUGUAGCACGUGUUGCCUAAAAUUCUCAGUGUGUUGGAAAUCGUGUACAGUUAAGAUGAAUGGGAAGGGUUUGAUGAUUGGGUGGAAGGGACACAUAUUAAUAAUGUUACUGCCUGGAGUUUCAUGUGAUUCUGAGAUGUAUACAAGCCUGAUUCUUGUCGUUGGAAUUUUGUUCAUGGCCUCAUUGAUCAUACGAAGGAGUUCCAUAGCUUUAAAUGUUUCCCCCCUGUUUUAAUCUACUCGCAUACGUGGUUAGUGUAUAAUACAUCUAUACCAAUAAUUCAAUAUUCGACUCAACUGGUCGGGUUAUAAGCUAGUAUAUAAGUAAGGGACGUUAUUUAUAUGCAAGCCAAAUUACAACCCGACCCGUUGACCCGACACGAAACCGCCCAAAAAGUAGAAAUUUUUGUAACCUGAAAUUUGAAUGACGCAAAUCCGAUAACCCGUGAUUUUUUGGGUCGUGUUGGGUGGGUUAGCGGGUCAACCUGUUAGACUCGUUCCAUUUUUUUAUAUCACCCUCAAAAUGAUAAAAUCACUCAUAAAUUGGUGAGAUGUUUAAAAAAAAUCAUGAGGAUUUGAAUGACAUGUUUGGAGGUUAAGGAUAAUCAAAUAUCAUGUGUUUCUUGUAGUACUAUUACUCUUGUGAUUGUUUUUUGACGAUUUGCGCAAUUUAUAUUUCAUUAGCAUGGGAGGAUUUGAGAAUAUAUUAAUUGACAUGUGUUAGGUAAAUUAUUGCCAUUCAUGUAUGAAAAUUGUGGAGCGCUUGUUUCUAUGCACAAAGAAUUCAGUAGUUAUCUCUAGCUAGACUCUCCCACCAAACUACCGUGUCAUUUAGAUACAAACGAAUGCAUCCAAAACCACUAAUGAUUUCUUCGCACAACAGUAUUUCAUUGUCUCAGCCUCUGUCUCUCUACUCAUGAUUCCUUAGGCCGGCUUGCGCACAGGUUCAUAUCUGCCUAGUGGAUUCUCCACAUCCUUUAGAGUUUCUUAUAGUAAAUAGUACACAGAGCAAAGGGAAUCCCAUCUGGUAGCCAUCUCUUGCCGAUCCUACAGUAAAGGCCAAACAGAAAAACGUUCCAUCAUCAACGACAAAAUUCCCACACUAUACAUUAACGAGGGAGUAAAAUUGCAGUUAUCCAUUGUUAUCAUAAACAAAAAAAAAACAAAAAAAAAAACCUUAUUUUCGUCCUGAGAUGGAAAAUCCUGACUUUGAAGUAUCCGAUUCCGGCAUCUGCGGUGGAGCUCCGAUCACACAUGAUGAAUUCAUCCCUUUCCCGCCGCCUCACACCUUUCAUCAUGUGGAUGCCUCCCACCUGCCGCUAGCUGCUGGCUCAUUUCCUUCAGGAGGAGGGGACGCUGACCAGGUGGAAGGUCUGUGCAUCCUGGAGUCCGACCCUCUAGCCCACCUGAGCUAUCAGCAGAAUGACAUCAUCCUGUAUCAACGUGUAGCACAAAUCGCGUCAUCGUUUCAGUCGGGAGCAAUUGAAGAUCCUCCGCAAUCGAUGUUGCCAGUUGUUGCUGCAUUGUCCGUCGAAGAUCUGGUCCGGAUCGCAGCAUCAGAGUUCGUGGGAUCCCACUCGAACCACGACGUGAUGUCGUCUGGUGCAUUCCACGACGUCACGCUCUCAGAAGAGGAGUCGGAGAGCGUCGAGCUUACGCAAAUCCUCCUCGAAGCCGCCGAGAACGUGGCCGACCGUAAGUUCGACACCGCCGGAGCACUGCUCCAGCGAUGCCACGGGCGGUCCUCCCCUGCGGGGAACCCGAUCCAGAGACUGGUCUUCUACUACUCCCGUGCCUUGACGGUACGGAUCGACCGAGAAACCGGGCGGAUCGCCUCGUCACGAGACGUGGUCAGAGAGCAGUCAUCCGAUCUGUACAAAGCGGUGAUGACUCCGAGCAUCCAGCUGGCAGAGUUCCAUAGGAGGAUUCCCUUCUCCCAGGUCGCGCAGUUCGCGGGGAUCCAAGCCAUCGUGGAACACCUGGAGGGAUCCAGGUGCAUCCACGUAGUCGAUCUCGCGAUCAAGAAUGGACAACAAUGGACCAUCCUAAUGCAAGCCUUGGCGUCUCGGCCGACGCGGCGGCGCGUCCAGCGCCUCAAAAUAACCGCCGUCUCUACCGUCGGGGAGCAGCGAAUCGAGCAAAUGGGAAACAGGCUAGUGGGCUUCGCGGAAGGCUUGGGCCUGCCGUGCGUCUUCGAAGCAGUGGUGGUCCCCGACCUGGCCCACCUGAGCCGCGCCCAUGUGCGGAUCGAGUCAGGCCAGUCCGUUGCCGUGAUGGCCGAAUACGUGUUCAACACCCUGGCUGAACCGCUUGACCGGCUCGACUCGCUAAUCCGAGCGGUUCGGAGCCUGAAACCUUGCGUGGUGGUGGUCGGGGAAGUAGAAGGGAACAUGAACUCGCCCAUGUUUGUGAACCGGUUCGUGGAGUCACUCUUCUACGCCAGCGCGUUCUUCGACUGCAUGGAGGAUUGUAUGGGGAGGGACGAGCCGACAAGGAAGUACGGGGAGGCGACUUUGUUCGGGGAGUCGAGCAAGAUUGUGUCGGCAAUCGAUGGGCGAGAGAGGAUCGUCAGGAACAUGAAGGUGGACGUUUGGAGGACGUAUUUUCGUCGGAUGGGGAUGGUGGAGGAAGAGAUAAGCCCAUCGUCGUUGUACCAGGCGAAUCUGGUGGCCAGGAAAGUACCAUGUUGGAAGCCAUGUACGGUUAAGAUGAACGGGAAGGGGUUGAUGAUUGGGUGGAAGGGUACAAAGAUUAAUUCUGUUACUGCCUGGAGUUUCACGUGAUUCGAGAUGUAUACAAGCCUAAUUCUUGCCGUUGAUUUUCUGUUCAUCACCUCAUUGGCCAUACGAAAGAAGUUCCGUAGCCUUGAAUAAUUUUUUUCUGGAUGGCUAAAUACCACCCUAGUUUUACUAUUAUCGUCCUAACUUAAAACAUAAAUUUUUUAAAUUAUCCUCUUCAUUAAUCAAACAAAAUUCCACAAACAAACCCUAAAAUCCCUAAUCAUCCUCCAACACCGCCGACCUCCUCUCCAAACACCCCUCAACCGCCAUCCUUCCUGCAAUCCCACCGUUCCUUUUCCUAGUCGUAGCCUGCAUCCUUCUACUUGUCCACCCAACCGCAAUAGGAUUCCAUAAUCCACCAUUUUAGGGAUGGCAAAAAUAUCCGUAACCGUGGAUAUCCGCCCGAACCCGACCUAAUCGGGUAGGGUAAAACCCGAACCCGAAGAACAUUUAGUGGGUACGGGUAAAACCCGAACGCGAAUAUUGCGGGUAAUGGGUGGACAUGGGUUUCUCAGUAUCCAACCCGAACCCGCCCGAUUAUACACAUACAUAUGUAUUUUGUCUAGAAAUAGUCAUUAUUUUUCUCUAACAUAUUUUAUAUUUAGCAUAUAAAUAUAAUAUUUUCAUGAAA
Linum trigynum is the source of this 3492-nucleotide messenger RNA. Lineage: Eukaryota; Viridiplantae; Streptophyta; Magnoliopsida; Malpighiales; Linaceae. The record is from the annotation of a GenBank genome assembly.